AAUCAAAUUCCUUGAUUAAGUUGGCCGCCAUAUUGAAUUUGCACCUGCACCCUCGCGAAGAUAAGCUUAUUUAUACAUAUUUGUUUGAAAACAUGGUUUAAGAAACACUGAAGACUUCUGCGGCGGUAAGGUAGUUGCAGAAUGGUCCCUUAUUGUACACUGCCUUCAUCGAUAGCAAGGCCUUUCAUGAUACACCACAACGUCAACGGCGAGAAUUGAGCGGUAGGAUUUCUUUGUCGUUGUCACCGCCCGGUGUUUGUAAAGAUGGGAAACAAGGUUGCUUGCUGUGUUUAUAGUACCCCAAAAAGCAGCAGAAAGAAAUACGAGGAACGAUACCAACCGGCUGAACCUGAGAGUUCACCAAAUCAGCCCAAUGCAACUAACUUACAGCACAUUAGCGAGAGGGAGCCUGAAGAGACAGAUGGUGAUCCAUCAAAUCAUCCUACAACUGGGACACUAUUUCUGUCAAGAUCAAAAGCAGACCUGCAAAAAUUAGCAAACGCCAAAGUGAAUCGUCGCAAAAGUCAAUAUGAUAACCAUGUUCACAACCAUGGCAAGUUGCACAAAAAAUACAGCUCUUGUUCUACGAUCUAUCUUGAUGACUCCACGGUUACCCAGCCUAACCUUAAAAAUACAAUCAAAGCCGUAGCAUUAGCCAGUUAUUUACAUAUCAAGAACAGAGACAAAACAAACAAUCAUGUCCAUUUAGAUUCAAAAUUUCUAGAGACAUUUGAUGAGAAACUUCACCCCUUGACGCGUGAUACUGUUCCUGAUGAUUAUGAUCAAAGGGACCCUGAACAUAAAACUAUCUAUCGAUUUAUCAGGACAUUAUUUAGUGCUGCACAGUUAACAGCAGAAUGUGCCAUUGUAACCUUGGUGUACUUAGAGCGGCUGCUAACUUAUGCAGAGAUUGAGAUGCACCCAGGGAACUGGAAGCGAAUGGUGCUUGGUGCAAUAUUGCUGGCCUCGAAGGUUUGGGAUGACCAGGCAGUGUGGAACGUGGACUUCUGCCAAAUUUUAAAGGACACGUCUGUAGAGGACAUGAAUGAGCUGGAGCGUCAGUUCCUAGAACUACUUCAGUUCAACAUUAAUGUUCCCUCCAGUGUGUAUGCCAAGUAUUAUUUUGAUCUGCGGUCACUGGCAGAUGCUCAUGAACUCAGUCUGUCAUUUGAAGCUCUGAGCAAAGAAAAGGCUUUGAAACUAGAGGCAUUGUCAAGUGUGUGUCAGGAUAGAUUGAAAGACUCCAUCAAAACCACUUUGAAGCGGACGCAUAGUUUGGAUGGACUGACCAGUUUGAAAAGAAGCAGCAAAGCAAUAUUGUCUUGACAUCUUGGUGAUGAUCUACAGGGAAAAGAGUGAGGACCAAGGAAGAGUCAGCUGUAUAUGACCAGUCAGGACUGAGUCCAUAAUGCCGGCCAAAGGAGUUUGGAUUUGGGAGGAUGCAAUAUCCCAAUAACACUGUAAUAUCUCAUGCUCAUUUCGAUUGUCAACAGUGUUCAAAGAACAGAUAGUAGUCCAUGUUUACAAAAAUAAAUUCCCCUUCUUUCUUGUAGCUCAUAGGCCACAUAAACCCUGACAGGCAUUUUAGAAGGUAGUACUGUUCUUCAUUGUAGGGCACAUUUUAAAUUGUAACAUAGUUACUGGCACAGGACUGCUCCUGAUAUACCAUUUCCAGGGUUCAGUACUCGGGGGGAAUUUCCCAUAGGUCUUGAAACAGUAUCCCCUGCAUGAUGUUCACUAUAAUACUCAGCUCAUUAACCAUUAUGUGCAACAGACCCUUGUAAUCAUGUACCUGAAAGCCAGUGAGAAAUGGUUGGCCCUACACAUAGCAAGUGGAUGUGGUAAAACGUGGUACAGAAGUACUGGCUGCUAGAUUUUUUUACAGAAAAUGUUCAUCAUUCCACCUCAAAUGAAGCACAAGGGGAAAUAUGUUAUGUUGUUUUUAAAGGAGAUAAAGUAUUAUCAGAUGUUAUAAUGUGAAUUUUGAUAAACAAGAGCAGAGGUAUCUGUGGGGCAGUUCUCUGGGAGAAAAAAAAUUAAUGUGCAGUCACAGAUAAAUAUUAGAUCGAGGGGAUUUAGUAAUAAAAGCUUCUCAUUAUUAUGCUUUUAUUUAUUGCCAUAAAUACUUAUUUUAUUCUUAUAUAGUGUAUAUGUGUAGUAUGUAUGUGAUAUAGAGUCCAAUAAAUCUGUGAUUAUAGUUGGAUCAA
This is a messenger RNA of Lingula anatina, 2207 nucleotides long. RefSeq names its product cyclin-Y-like protein 1. Gene Ontology annotation, biological process: regulation of cyclin-dependent protein serine/threonine kinase activity. Gene Ontology annotation, molecular function: protein kinase binding. Lineage: Eukaryota; Metazoa; Brachiopoda; Lingulata; Lingulida; Lingulidae. The record is from RefSeq and is a predicted model, not a curated record.